AUGGCUAUGAUCACUGGACAACAUUUAUGGCGAAUUGCCAAAGAUGCCGAAGAUCCCAAUUACCAUGCUUAUCUUGAAGCAAAAAAACAUGGAAAAGCUUUAACUGUUUUUCAAAGAUUAACUGAUAAUCGUCGUCGAAUAAUGUCAAAAAUAAUAGAGCCUAAUCCAAAAGAACGUUAUACAACUGGGCAAAUAGUUCGAGAUCCUUGUUUCUUGAGUACUUACAUAUGUUUAAAACCUGAUAAUGACAAUAUUAAGAAUAAUAAUAAAGGUAAUAAUAGUGAUAUUUAUAAUAGCAUUGAUAGUAAUUUAUCCCAUAGUACAACUUGUGGAGCAAAAGCUGCUACUCGAGAUGCAUCUUCAGUUAACAAAGUAGAUAUAGUGCAGUAG
Messenger RNA from Entrophospora sp. SA101, 390 nucleotides. The record is from the annotation of a GenBank genome assembly. Lineage: Eukaryota; Fungi; Glomeromycota; Glomeromycetes; Entrophosporales; Entrophosporaceae.